AUGCACAUUGGAAUCCCCCCAAAGUCGUCGGCACUGUCGCCCACAAGUCCGUCGCCGCGGUCGCCGUCGCCGUUGAAUCCGAACGGCGGGAACUACGUCGAAUUGGGCGACAUGAAGCGGGACGAGAGCCGUGGAUACGCUUCCGGUGCGGGCCAAGAGCCUCAAACCCCUCUCACUCCAGAGUUGCCGCCGCGCCCCGGUCCUCCCUCAGACGGCCUUACCGAUGUUGUCAACAGCUGGUGGCUCUUUGAGCUUCUGGCCUGGGUUAUCAGCGCUAUUGCCAUGGGCGUUCUCGUUGUUACUUUUAUCCUCACCGACGACCAUCCGCUACCCCACUGGCCCUUGAGCAUCACCCUGAACUCGUUCAUUUCUAUCCUGGGAACCGUCGUGAAAGCGGCCAUGGUUGUGCCCAUUGCCGAGGGCAUCAGUCAGUUGAAAUGGCUAUGGUUCAAGAAGGCCGGCGUCCUCAAAGACAUCCAAACGUUUGACGAGGCCAGUCGAGGAAUGUGGGGGAGUCUGAAGCUGCUCAUGGGCACCAGAGGCGUACACCUUGCGAAGCUUGGAGCCUUUCUUACCAUCUUCAGCUUGGCCGUGGACCCUUUUAUUCAACAAAUCGUCGCUUACCCGGUCAGGAUGGUCAUAUCUGAUGUUAAUUCGACCAUCCCUAUUGCUCACCUUUACAAUGACUAUGCCCCUGGCGCAAUCAUGGCCCUGAAAAAUCCCACCCUUUCCAUGAAGGCAGCCAUCUCUUCCGGCAUCAUGAACACCAACGAAGAUCCUCUCGCUGAUUUCGAAAUCUCUCCCUACUGCCCAACUGGCAAUUGCACCUGGACGCAGCCCUAUCAGUCGUUGGCUGUUUGCGCCAAGUGCGCCAACGUCACCGAGAGUCUUGAGACCAAAUGUGAAGAUUUUGGUACCAUGUGGCAUAUCUGCAACCACACCUUACCCAAUGGCUUCAGACUGCAGACGGGAUACUUGCCCAUGGUGUAUCUCAACGCCACUGGCACGGUAGAUUCUAUCAACUUUAAUCACACACAAGCAACCCUUACCACCCUCACGACGAUUCGCUCUCUCCACGACGCCUCCUCAACAAAAGCUUACGGCGCUAUAGCCAUGGAGUGCGUUUUGUAUGCCUGCGUAAACGAGUACCAGGCCUCCGUCAACAACGGCACCUUUACCGAGACGGUCAUCGCCAGCUACAGCAACAGCACCACGCCCGGCUCCAGCGACAACAUCACCAUCACCCCCGACAACACGGGCCAGCCCUUCGUCAUCCAGAGCUACGCCUGGAACGCCAUCUCGCAGUACUUCUGGUCCAUGUGGGACGGCAACGUGACGGGCUCGACGGGCGAAGCAUCCGCCACCUCGGACGUCCUCGACGCCAUCUACCAGCUCGGCGACAACACCAACGGCGGCGAGAACAUCACCAUGCAGGCCCUCGCCAUGAGCAUGACGCACCUCAUCCGCACCCAGAAGACGCUCGCCAACGGCACCAGCACCGCAAAGGGCCUUGCCUGGUCCUCGAUGACGUACGUCCACGUGCGCUGGAUGUGGCUGAUUCUCCCGGCCGUCCUGCUCGCCCUCACCCUCGUCUUCCUCAUCGGUACUAUCCUGAUGAGCGCGGCGAGCGGUGUUGCGAUUUGGAAGAGCUCGACGCUCGCCCUGCUGCAGAUCAGGUUGGUUGAUGACGAGAGUCAGGGUGCCGCUCGCGGCGGGGGGCUAAGGGAAUGGGGGAGUGGGAGGUUGGGUGAUUUGAAUUCUUGGGCGAAUAAGUCUGAGGUUCGGUUGCAUCGGAGUGAGACGGGGACGGAGUUCCAUUUGCACCGGAAGCAGUGA
Molecule: messenger RNA, 1836 nt
Organism: Lasiodiplodia theobromae
Lineage: Eukaryota; Fungi; Ascomycota; Dothideomycetes; Botryosphaeriales; Botryosphaeriaceae
Product: Acid phosphatase protein
Exons: 5
Coding region: 1-1836 (611 amino acids)
Source: RefSeq, a predicted model, not a curated record